AUGGCGUCGAGCAGCCACAGCUCACCUCCGCAGCCGGAGAGCGAGCGCCUUGCGGGACUGCCGCCGGAGUACUUUCUGCCUCUCGAGGACUUUGAUGCGGUGGGGCAUAUGCUGCAGUGCCUGCCCGAAGAGGGGCUCGGCGAGAGCUACCUCGCGGCGCAGCUCGACCAGACGCAAGACGUGCUCGAGGAGAUCAACUCGAAGUUAUCGGCGCGCGUGAUGCGUUCGUACGGCGCAUUUGUGCACGGGAUGGCGCAGGUGCAGCAGCUCAAGUCGGACCUGGUGCUCACGGCGAUCCAGUGCCGCGCGGCGCGCAAGCACCUCAGCCGUGUCGAGACGGGCACA
Messenger RNA from Emiliania huxleyi CCMP1516, 345 nucleotides. RefSeq lists its product as hypothetical. The record is from RefSeq and is a predicted model, not a curated record. NCBI's taxonomy places the organism in Eukaryota, Haptophyta, Isochrysidales, Noelaerhabdaceae. Gene Ontology annotation, biological process: endocytic recycling; retrograde transport, endosome to Golgi. Gene Ontology annotation, cellular component: EARP complex. Gene Ontology annotation, molecular function: SNARE binding. The annotation marks the transcript as partial. The transcript is spliced from 2 exons.